AUGCAGAAGCUCCGUGACACCUGGCUCACUCUUAUAAAUGAGUUUGGUGAAAACUCCGCGUUAUUCACUUCCACUCGGGCCUCUUCACAGCCCGAGGCUCUUAUUGUCCGGGUCAUAGUCGCCUUCUCGGUCAGCACACUUAGCAGGUACUUUGCAGUUUGGUCCGGUUGGGCCGCCUGGUGUGUGGUCUACUCUUGCUCCCCGUGCCUGCCCGCUCCGGGGGUGCUUCCGGACUGGCUGCUGGCCCAAGCCAGCCCUCAGGGCCUGGCCACCAACCAGUUGCGUGCGCUCUCUUGGUUUGCUCGCCACGCCGGUCUCCCGGUCCUGCACGCCCAAAUCCAGGAUCCAUUGUGUCGGUCCUUCUCCCGCGCCACCCACCCGCAGGAGCGCCGUGAAGCUCUCCCUUUCAGCCUUUCCUUUGUCGUCUGGUUGGAGCGACGCAUCAUGCAUCCGGACACGUCCUGCGCGGACAUCCUCCUCAUCGGCUCCUUGCUGUGUGCCGUGUGGGGCUCUCUCCGGUGGAGCGACCUACUCUGGUGUCCCCCGGACCGCAUUCAUCUCCACUCGGAUGGGUCUGUCAUCUCCGGCAUUGCCAUGCGAACCAAGGUUACCCGCUCAGGGAUGCCCUGGGGCAUUCUUCCUUCCGGUCUUACCGGCACUUCCUCUGGUUCUUGGUCCUUUCGGUGGCUCACGGUUCUCAAGCAAUCGCUUCAGCGCUCCCGUGCUGCCUUUCCCAAUAGAGUCAUUGACUUCCUCCCGGCCCUUCUUUCGGGUCCAGCUGACUCGCCGGUUCUGUUCACACAGCUGGUCGCGGAUGCUGCUGCCCGGCUUCCUCCUUCCUCCUCGGAUGAAGAGCCGGGGGACUACUCUCCCGCCGCCGUUCCGCCCGAGCCGGCAGGCCGUCUGGACCUCGACUUGCUGCGACGCCUGGCCACUCUGGAACAACGAGUGAGAGAUGUGGAGUCCGGUCUUACAGCCGUCCGGACAGAGAUUACGGAGGAUCAAAACGUCACCCGUCACUUCCGGGCCUCUGUGGGGAACCUCAUCGAGCGCUCCAACGCCUUGAUGAAUGAGUACACCUUCAUGCAGCGUUCUCGGUCGGCAUUCCUGCUGGCUUUCCGCGCUGCCCUCACCUCGGUGAUUGAUGCGCUGCUCCUGUUCCGUGACAACGCGGUCUCUGUUUUGGCUCUUUCCCUCCCCUGCCUAUUGUCCUGCGGACCCUGGUCUCUCAUGGCUUCAGCUCGCCUGGACGAUGCUUCGGAGGUCCCUCGACUUCUUGCGGACUGGAGCGCCCCGCCUUCGGUGGGUGUGCGCCUCAAGGCCGCUAACUUUCUCACGCUGGGGCAGAUUGCCUUCGCAAUCCCCCCCGACGCGCCCAUCGACCAAUUCGUGGUGUCCGUCCUCGGAGUCGCCGAGGACAACGCCCUCAUGACCAGUCCGGAGGCCGCGAUUCUCCGUCGUCUGGUCAUUUUGGCUCAGGACUCCAUCCCGGGUCCCCCGGCCCCGUCCUCCUCCUCCGGCCUUCCAUCCGGUCCGGUGUCUUCGAAACUGUCCCCGGAUGCGGUUCUUAAGCUCCGGUCUCUGUUUCAGAAAUCAUACCCUGGGGAGCUUCUUAACAGGGACACCACGCCAUCAGUGGAGUUCCUGUCGGCUCUCAAACAACAGAUCGACUCCAAGUCCUCCCCGUGGAUUGCUUGGCGCUUCCGGACGUCUGAGCAAGAUGCGGCGACUUGGCAGGAGUCACGCCGCCCUCGAUCUGACCGUCAGCUCCUCCGGACUCUCUUGGAAGUCGACGAAGAGCCAUCCGGUCCGUCGAUCCCCAUCCACAAUUCUCAUCCGGUGGAAGCUACGGUCCGUCGCGCCUGCGCAAUGCUCGCGACAGCGCUGGCCAUGUUGGAGGUCGUUCACCUCCUGGUCAUUAAGCGGUUCAAUGACCGAUUUCUGUCUUUUGCGUUGGCCCAACCCCUCGACUCCACCCUCCGGGCACCCUCCUUGGCUGAAAUUCUUGCCGCUGACCGGGCUGUCUGGGAAUCCGUUUGGGCUCUCAUCCGAGAUCAUGGUUGGUCUUUGUCUGAUUCUCUCAACGAGAUUGCCUUCUGCCGUCAAGACAUCUCGUCUGCUCUGCAGCCUCGGCCUCGUCCUCCGGCUCCGGUCCGUCCUCCUCUCGCGUUGCAGCCUCGCCUGCCCCACGCUCCGGACGCUGGCAAGAAACGCAAACCGACGGCCGAUUCCCCGACUCCGGCCGUUGCCAAGGGCGCUCCCAAAGCCAAGGCCAAGGCCGACCCCAAAGCUCGCCCCAGUCCCAAGAAGAAGACGAUCGCGGACAAGUGGGAUCCGUCCUGGGCCACGCACAUCGACGGCCACGAACUUUGUAAAAAGUUUGGGCUCGGCAAGUGCAAGAAUAAGAACUGUCGCUUUGCCCCCUCCGGACACCGUUGCCCGGUCCCGGAUGCCGCCGGAAACCCCUGUGGCCAGGAGCACAGUGCAGUGGAGUUCGGUUCGGGCCAGCACCUCAGCCGCCUUCUCAGUCAGCUCCUCCUCCGGCCGACCAUCCUUCCGAGGCUUAAGGCCAACAGAUUCUCCCCUGUUGACUUACUGGUUACCCCGGCCUCUGACAUUGCCAGCGAUGGUGUUUUCAAUGACCUCAAGGAGUUGUGCGCCUCCGGGCUGGUAGGCGCCACAGAGUUGAAGGUCUCCGCGCUGCUCCAUCGGCGUACGCGCGAGCUCCUGGCCCUCGUGUCU
Symbiodinium necroappetens is the source of this 2742-nucleotide messenger RNA. The record is from the annotation of a GenBank genome assembly. Lineage: Eukaryota; Dinophyceae; Suessiales; Symbiodiniaceae.